Molecule: messenger RNA, 954 nt
Organism: Ascoidea rubescens DSM 1968
Lineage: Eukaryota; Fungi; Ascomycota; Saccharomycetes; Ascoideales; Ascoideaceae
Product: DOPA 4,5-dioxygenase family protein
Exons: 1
Coding region: 144-557 (137 amino acids)
Source: RefSeq, a predicted model, not a curated record
AUGGAUUUGAAAGCGAUGGAGGUUUAUAAAUAGGAAUAGAAAAGUUAUUAUGGAAUAGAAUAGAAUAGAGUUGAGUUGAAUAGAAUAUUAAAUUAUAGUAUAUACUAUUAUUAUAUAGAUAUAGAAAAUAGAUAUUAAUUGAAAUGGCUACAAAUUCGUAUUUUAAAGAAAAGGACAAACGGUUUUCAGAUAAUAUUGAGACGUAUGACAUUCACAUUUAUUAUAAUUUAAAGAAUGAGGGAGAUAAUAAGAAAAUUGAUGAGUUGUUGGGGUUGAUUAGAAGGGAGUUUUGGAGAGAGAUUGAGGAAGAAAAGAGUUUGUUUAUCAAAGGAAAAAGACAGGAGCUACAGCCCAUGGGCCCUCAUCCAGUAGCAAUGGUUGAGAUUGAUUUUUAUAGUCGAGAGACGUUUGGAAAGAUAGUGCCAUUUUUGCAGCUUAAUAAUUUGGGGUUGGAUAUAUUGAUUCAUCCUAAUACGGAAUUGGGAGGGUUAAUUGAUCAUACACGACAUGCGAUGUGGAUUGGGCAUAAGCAGAGGUUGGUGUUGGAUGUGUUUUAGAGGUGUAUUGGAUGUGUUUUAAAGAUGGAUUGGGAUUAAUUGAGUUUAGUUUGUUGGUUAAUCGAGAUUGAUAAGUUUGAUAUAAUUUUUGGGAAUGUAGCCAAUUUGGCCAGAUUUUGAUCUGCAUUUUAGCCAAUUGUUGUUAUUGAUAUGAUCAGUGUUAUCUAGAAUGGCCAAUAAAUCGUCUUUUUUAAAGGAUAGUUCAAUUGUAGAGUCUGAGGAAGAGUAAUCGUAUAAUGCUUUACAAAAUUUGAUGUUAAUUUUAGUGUCGAUAUUCGUAUUAGUAUUAGUAUUGGUAUUGGGGUUUGAAGUGGUGAGAGAAGCAGUGUUGUUUGAGGAGUUUAAUCUUUUUGCGUAGAUUAGUAGUUUGUUCAACAAGUAAGGGAUUAGUAGAGUG